Messenger RNA from Equus caballus (horse), 1117 nucleotides. Its product is annotated as keratin-associated protein 10-12. Gene Ontology annotation, cellular component: keratin filament. The record is from RefSeq and is a predicted model, not a curated record. NCBI's taxonomy places the organism in Eukaryota, Metazoa, Chordata, Mammalia, Perissodactyla, Equidae.
CAGCCCCUGGCACCAUGCACACUCACACACACACACACUCACACACACACUCCACCCUCCUCCAGCCCCACCGCCCCACCAUGGCCGCCUCCACCCUGUCCGUCUGCUCCAGCGACCUCAGCUAUGGCAGCCGGGUCUGCCAGCCCGGUGCCUGGGACUCCUGCCCCGACUCCUCCUGGUGGGUGGACGACGGCCCAGAGAGCUGCUGCGAGCCCCCCUGCUGCGCCCCCAGCUGCUGCGUCCCGGCCCCCUGCCUGACCCUCAUCUGCACCAGCUGUGUGUGCAGCCCCUGCCAGGCAGCCUGCACCAGCUCCUGCACGCCCUCGUGCUGCCAGCAGUCUAGCUGCCGGCCCUCCUGCUGCACCUCCUCCCCCUGCCAGCAGGCCUGCUGCGUGCCCGUCUGCUGCACCCCCGUCUGCUUCAAGCCCGUGUGCUGUGUGCCCGUCUGCUCUGGGGCCUCCCCCUGCUCAGACUCCUCGUGCUGCCAGCAGUCUAGCUGCCAGCCCUCCUGCUGCACCUCCUCCCCCUGCCAGCAGGCCUGCUGCGUGCCCAUCUCCUGCACACCCGUCUGCUCCAAGGCCACCCCCUGCCCAGCCCCCUCGUGCUGCCAGCCCAGCCCCUGCCCCCCGUCCUGCUGCAAACCCUCCUCCUGCGUGUCCCUCAUCUGCCGCCCCGUGUGUAGACCCGCCUGCUGCGUGCCAGUCCCCUCCUGCUGUGGCCCUGCCUCCUGCCAGCCCAGCUGCUGCCGCCCGGCCUCCUGCGUGUCCCUGCUCUGCCACCCCGCGUGCUCCCGCGCAGCCCGCUGCAGCCCCACCCCAGCCCAGAAGUCCUGCUGCUGAGCGGCUCCGGCUCCUGCCUCUCGAGCUGCUGUCUCUGCUCCUGAGCACAGGUCCCUCCCAGGAGCCCGACCCUCGGAUGCCAAGACCUCUCUCUCCCCAUCGCAGACACAUAGUAGCUGCCCGGGGAUUUGCUCACCCAGCCGCCCUUUCUGAGAAGAGAUGACCCGCAGAUCCCUCAAGGCAGGGACCUGGGGGACCUGGGAGCCUCCCGUGCAGAUUGGUUGCCGGCACUUGGCGUGACAAACGUCCAUGGCUAUAAUCAAUACAACGUCUGUGUC